UAAAUUUCAUAAUUGCAUUUGUUCUUGCUUAUUCUUCUUAAGAAUAGUUUGUUUGAGCUUUCUCUGCAAAAGAUAAUAAUCAUGUCUUGCUGUGGAGGAAACUGUGGUUGUGGGGCAAACUGCGGUUGUGGCAGUGGGUGCAAAGGAUGUGGCAUGUAUCCUGAUAUUGAGAGAUCAGUUUCAAAGGAAAUUGGGUUGGGCAGUUCCGCUUCUGACAUGGGGUAUGUGGAUGGAAGUGUGACAGUUGCAGGAGAGAAUGGUUGCAAGUGUGGUGGCAGCUGCACCUGUGAUCCUUGCACCUGCAAAUGAUGACAUUCUCUACUACUUUACAGUUAGUAUAGGCUGCAUGAUGUUGUGCAAAGUAAGCAUGGAAUAUAUAUACUAUAAUAAGUUGCAGCUCCAUUUUAUGUUUUGUUAUGCCAGGUGUGACUUUGUAUUUAAGGGAAUGGAAAGUUCCUUGUUAAGUUCACAGUAUGGAUUUGCUAUGGUGUAACUUUCUACUUUGAAUGCAAAGAAUGGUUAUUGUAUA
Molecule: messenger RNA, 529 nt
Organism: Cryptomeria japonica (Japanese cedar)
Lineage: Eukaryota; Viridiplantae; Streptophyta; Pinopsida; Cupressales; Cupressaceae
Product: metallothionein-like protein type 2
Exons: 3
Coding region: 82-309 (75 amino acids)
Molecular function (GO): metal ion binding
Source: RefSeq, a predicted model, not a curated record